Lotus japonicus is the source of this 1170-nucleotide messenger RNA. RefSeq names its product F-box/kelch-repeat protein At3g23880-like. The transcript has a single exon. NCBI's taxonomy places the organism in Eukaryota, Viridiplantae, Streptophyta, Magnoliopsida, Fabales, Fabaceae. Bases 1 to 1170 code for a protein of 389 amino acids. The record is from RefSeq and is a predicted model, not a curated record. Gene Ontology annotation, molecular function: protein binding.
AUGUGGUUCCAAUUUCUCAACUUUUUCAAUUUAUUUGCACUACUAUUAAUCUUAAUUUACUAUCUCCGCAACUUGGCACGCACACCAAAAGAAGAAUUCGAAUUCGAACUCUCUCCGUUGCUCUGUGAAGAACUCGUUGAAGAAAUCUUGUCAAGGCUUCCGGUGAAAUCUCUGGUGCGAUUCAGUUGUGUGUCCAAAUCAUGGGAAUAUCUCAUCUCUGAUUCUCGUUUCAUAAAACUGCACUUUGAUCGUUCAUCUUCUACAGUUAAUGCUGAUUUUGCCCAUGCCCGUUUCAUCACUUUAUGUGACGUCCAUGAUUAUCAUCGAUCAUAUGUCUCAUCUCGCUCUAUCACUUCAAUAUUGGAAAAUCACCACUCAACCCCGAGUUGUCUCGUUGGCUCCAGUUUCACUGGAGCAUGCAACGGCUUGAUUUCUUUGAAAUAUGAAACUGCAAAUGGGUCCCUGGUCUGUUUCUGGAACCCAGCUACAAGGUCAAUUUCUCAACUUUCGCCAGGUCUAAUAUGCCAUGGUUAUUUUGGGUUUGGUUAUGAUUCUUUAAGUGAUACCUUCAAGGUGGUGAAUGUCAACCCACAAGAGACUAUGAUGUAUAUUUACAACAUGGGUGAUAAAUGUUGGAGGACAAUUCAAGUCUCCCCUCUUCCUCGUAUGCGUUUUGUACAACCUGCCGUUUAUGUCAGAAACACUAUUAAUUGGUUAUCAAGCCAACCAAUGGAUAUUAAUCCGUUCAAAAUUGCUUCCUUCGAUUUGGGGAAACAAAAGUUUGCGCAAUUGUCAUUGCCUUUCUGUCCCGGAGAUCUCGACCAAUUCCAUUUUUUGCCAACUCCUGGGGUUUUAAGAGGUUGCCUAUGUAUUUCUGAAAAUAACUACGCAACAAAUAAUUUUGCGGUUUGGCAAAUGAAAGAGUUUGGAGUACAUGAAUCUUGGACUCAGUUGUUUAGCAUUAGUGGCUCUGAAAGUUUAAUUCAGAUGCCUUGUUCUGCAAUGUCCAUAUCUGAUAAUGGUGAUGCCCUGUUGUUGUCGGUUUCUGCUGCAUUCCAAGGAACUAUCUAUACCUUUCGAGAUAAUAAAUUACAAGGCAUGAAAAUUGCUAAAGAAAUCGGUGGUUGCUAUACCGAGAAUUACAUUGAAAGUUUGGUUUCACCUUGUUGA